GUUGGCAUCGCCGUUCUAAACAUGACCGCGCGCAAGACAGAGCAGCAAAUAUGCAGAUGGUGGCAACUGGUGCGAAAGAGCUCACCCCGGUUAACAAUGGGUGCGAAAGAGCACACACUAUGUACAACAAAUGCCCAACGAAAGAGCUGCCAAGACAGACACGCGCUUAUUUCGAGCAGAAAAUUCCACACAAUAAAUCACAAAUAAAGAUAAAUUAUUAAAGCAAAAUGUCAACAUCGGGACGGAAACGUAAACAGCAGCUAAAGCCGCGUCAAGACGUGCACCGUUCGCCGGUGAAACGGCAAAGUUUAGACGUUAAAACGGAACCGCUGCUUACCAGCGUCUAUCCCCUGGCCGACUAUGACUGUGUGGAUAUAAAACCCGACCUGACCGAGCUCCAGCUGCAACUCGCAGUGGCAAGUCAAAAUGAAGUGACAGCAGCUGCCGCCGCAGCAGCAACAUCAGCAGUUGUGCCAUCCUUAGUUGAGGAUGAAAAACCAGAGUUGGAGCAGCAGAGUGAUUCAGACGAAGAUGGUUAUUCGGAAAUUAAUUUUAGUGCAGCGCACGAUGUUUUUUGUGAUGAUGAAGUUGACGACUAUGAUCCGGAGUGGACGGCAACGCAAACGACGCCCCGACUGAUAUUUAAGUUCUACGCGCAACCUGGGCAAACGGGGCUCAAGGCACUGAGGAAGCUGACCUGCCCCUUGUACUACUUCAACCAGCUGCUGGGCAAUCGGGUCGAGUUCUUUGGCCAGCUGGCGGGUGGCUGCAAUGGACGUAAUGCCACACUAAAGGCCAGCGCCGAGGAACUGGAAACAUUUGUGGGGCUCAGCUUGCUGAUGUGUGAUAUGAAACUGCCCCAGCUGAGCGACUAUUGGAGCGAGCACACAUUUCAAGGAUUCUCGGGAUUCACGUCAAAAAUGGGGCAGCAGCGCUAUCUGGAUCUGCUGCACUCACUCAGCUUCGCCAUGCUGCCAGGAGCGGGCACAAUGGAAAACACAGCCGCCGGAGAUGCGGGCAAGCUGAUAAGCUUCUACAAUACGCGCAUGGCGGAGCUAUAUGCGAGCGGGCAGCAGUUGGUGCUCAACGAGCCCAUUGUCCAAUGGAAGGGGCGAUUCAGUUACCAUAACGAGCUGCCGCUGAAGCAGCGCAACAAUGCACUCACGCUGCACCUGCUGAGCGAGCAGAACGGCCUGAUCAUACGCAUGCUGCCGGAACGCAUGGACCCGCAGCGACAGCUGGCGCGCAAUUCCCGGCAGCUGGUGGCCCAUCGCUGCGAGGUGGUGCUGCAGCUGCUCCAGUCGCAUGUGCAGCGCGGCCACAGCGUCUAUGCGUGCAAGUAUUACGGCAGCUAUGGACUGGCGCACGAGCUGGCCAAGCUUGGCACUUACUGCAGCGGGCUGCUGGACCGAAAUCGCUACGGGAACAGCAAGGCGCUCAUCUACCAGCAGCUGUCGCCCAAUAGCAUCGCUACCAGAUAUGCAACGCCCCUCAUGAUGGCCAAGUGGCGGCGGCGCCGGGAGAAGUGCGUCUAUUUCUACAGUUCCGACUGCCUGGCCAUCUACGCCAAGGAGAUGUCCAUGCAGAAGAUAAACGCCCGACCAAAGCUCAUACAAGAGCUGGACUUCCAGCUACGACCCACUGCUCAGUCCACGCGCCAACAGCUAAUCAGCUGCCAGCCGAGCUGCGCGGGUCUGCAGCAGCAGCAGCAGCUGGCCAUCUUCCUGCUCAAUCUGCUGGUUUUCAAUGCACACGUGCUCUACGUGGGCAAUGCGCAGCCGACGCGCGGCUUUGAUGCCACCAAAUUGAAGAGCUACGCCGAGUUCCGGACGAGCAUUAUUAAGUCCCUGCUAAAGGAGGAUCAGGCGACGCCGGCUGCUGCCGCAACUCCCGCGUCACCGAGCACCCCGAAUUCGAGCAGCAAGCGACAAGAGCAAUCAAAUUCGAAGAGAUCCACCCACCAGCGGGGAUCAGCAGCAUCAACGGCGCAGCCCGAGCCCGAACCUGAACCGAAGCACGAAUUGAUACUCAUUCAGCGAAAUGGGAAGCCAACGCGCAAGAACUGCAGGCAUUGCCACAAGGGAGGCAUGCUGCAGUUCACCCGGUACAUGUGCAAGCUCUGCCCGGAUAUGCCGGGUCUCUGCCUGAAUCCCUGCUUUCGCCUCUGGCACGACCUACUGCAGCAGCAGCAGAAGAGUCCCAAUUGAGUCACAUUGGACGCAAGACGAAUGGAAACAUAAUGAACUACAAACUGAUUUCAAAUGGAUAACGAUAUAGAUAAGCUAUAAUAAUAUGCCUAUAGAUAGUUAAUAUGGAUAUCGAGGGGUAUAUUGUUUGUUAAGAAUCUGAAUGAAUACCUCUUAUAAAGUUUAUGAGAAUGUACAUCCAACAA
Messenger RNA from Drosophila navojoa, 2392 nucleotides. Its product is annotated as piggyBac transposable element-derived protein 4. The record is from RefSeq and is a predicted model, not a curated record. Lineage: Eukaryota; Metazoa; Arthropoda; Insecta; Diptera; Drosophilidae.